This is a messenger RNA of Ochlerotatus camptorhynchus, 4959 nucleotides long. Its product is annotated as protein hairless-like. Bases 925 to 4161 code for a protein of 1078 amino acids. The transcript is spliced from 4 exons. Lineage: Eukaryota; Metazoa; Arthropoda; Insecta; Diptera; Culicidae. The record is from RefSeq and is a predicted model, not a curated record.
AAUUCACUGCUGGAUGAUCCGACCGAGCUGCAGUGGAGGUAGAAGGUGGCAGGAAGUGUGAAACGGAAAUACACCACCACCGGGAGUCGGUGGUAGGCUGGAAAAUAUACACAACAAUUCGUCAAUCGAACACGUACGCACACCCACAACAGGCAGCAGGAGCGCAGGCAGAUGUGAAACCAUCCUCUCGGCGACAUCAACCAACAUCAUGCAGAUUAAUGGAAGAUAGCUCACGCAUUCGCACUUUUCCACACCAGCCACGACCGCUUCAAGCAAUGGGAAUCUGUGUAGUCAAAUUACCCACUUAGAAACACCCCAUAUUAUGCCUAUGUUGCAUUUGCCGACAUCAGCAAUAUUUUCGGUUUCCUUUUGCGACUCGCUGCAGCACAAACUGCUGUGUGGAAUCAAGUAGCAGCAGUCAAAAUAAUCAAUUAAUUGAUAAUGUCCUCUUCCAGUGAAAAUUAAAGCCGCACAACAAGGCGCUCGCCACACGGCCUGAGAGCGAGAGCAAACGAACAGAAAAUAUAUAUCAAAAAAGUAAUAACAAUAAGACAAGCAAGACUCUUGAAUCGGACAUUCCUCGGCGGCGGCGGCGGAAAAGAGGAAAAAAGGCGACCGACACUCUCGCACACAUACUCAGAAACGACAAGAAAAAAAAAAAGAAGACACACACGGUUGUGUGAUCUCGCACUGGAGCACAACAAAUUAAAGGUAUUAUAAAAAAAAAUCCAAAAGAACAAGACCCAGAAAGAGAGAGAAGGAGAGAAUACGGUUGGAAUCCCACACACAUUCUCAGUCCCGCUUUUGCUGUUGCUCCACCGCAUAUCUUGCGUGAAUCGGGCAACCGGAUCGACGACGAUACACUGGGUCUGAUCGAACGAUCGCCGAAAGAUUCGGUCGGAUCCUGCUUCAUCCUACGGGAUCAUGUAUGUAAUCAAUCCAAGCAGCGGCAAGGAAAUCCCAAACAGCUACCCAACCAGCUCCAGCACCGGAAGCAAUUCUAGCAGUAGCAGUGGCAGCAGCACCGUUACUCCCCAUCACCAACAGCACCAGGAGAUAAUCAGUAAAAUCCUGACAAAAUGUGCCACGAUGACCGAUGAACCUGCCGCCACUACUGCCACCAGCACCACCACCACUGUCAAUGGCACAGCAACCAUACUGCUGUCCCCUUCGGCACGCCAGCAUCAUCCGGGGGUUGGGGUAGUUGGUGUAUCGCCCCAGUCGUCCCCGGCAUCGUCGUCAUCGUCCGCUUCGUCACCGACUGCCGAUGGACCGCAGCUGCACAGUAGUUUCGGAGCGCCUGCAACGGGAAGGGAUAAAUCGAAAACGUCGACUGCCGUGUCGGGUAACUCCGGCGGAACGAAUGGAACGGCUCUGAACUCUGGCCACGUCGGUGGUAUCAAGCAUGGCGCACACGGUAGCCUCAGUGCCGGAAAUGUUGGAAAAGUCAACGGCAAUGGGACACUUUCGGGGCCGAUCAGUGCUACCAAUGCGCCCGGUGGCAGGCUGCAGUUCUUCAAAGAUGGAAAAUUUAUCCUGGAACUGGCACGUGCCCGCGAAGGUGAAAAAACCAGCUGGAUCUCGGUUCCUCGCAAAACCUUUUGGCCACCGACGGUUAGCUCCACCAAUGCCAACUUCCACAAGCAUGAAAGUUCCACUUCGCUCAGCUUUUCCGACGAUAACAGUUCGGUACAGUCCUCCCCAUGGCAGCGGGAUCACUGCUGGAAGCAGACCAACCCCAGGUCGAACAUCUCCAAGGAGAUGUCACUGUACUACCACCGGCCGAGCUGUGUUCGGUUUAAGCUGUCCCGGGACGUGUGGAAGCGGUUACGAUUGAAACGGAGGCGACCGUACGAGCAAUCAGCCGCCAACGACGUUGCACUGGACUAUGAGAUUAUUAGGGAUAAGGACGUGCCUCCGGAUGCUACGGAGGCCGAUGCAAUGGAGAUCAAUGGGAAAUCACCGGAGACUGGCAGCGAUGAGGAUGAGGAAAAGGGGAUGCAACAGGCCAACGGAGGGGGAGGAGGGGUUGUGGAAAAUGGAACGAUAGAUUUCAAAAUUCGCAAACGAAGAGGGAUGUUGAAACGGAGCAAGGAACUGGGGGUGAUAGUACAGCAGCUGACUGUACGGGUAGCAAAUAGUACGAAUAGUGCACCUCGGAUGCCACCUGCUGGCAUGAGGAGUAUGCUAAGUUCGUCUCAUCAGCAGCACGUAUCACCUCGGAAAAGAAUACUCAGAGAGCUGGAGAAGGUCUCGCUUGAAGAUAGCAGUACUAUGAAAAGAUCUCGUUCGAAACCUGGCAGUAGUAGUACUGUGAUCACGGCGACGACUGCGACGCCCCUUGCGUCGGUUAGUAGCAAUGGAACUGGCAGUAGCAAUCCCAGUGGUAGCAGUAGUAAUAGCAACGGUAAGCUGACCAACGGGGCGUCAGCUGUAGAAUCACGCACACCAUCGAUCCCAACGACGCCGGUUUCUCGGCCCAUCAGUAGCUACAGUAUAACCUCGUUACUAGGGCACAAUUCGUCUAGCGAAAGCAGCAACAACAGUAGUAGACCCAAGCAGGAAACAAACACUACAACUAGUCAUCAUCCGUACCAACAACUUCAACCUUCUUCGCACUAUCAGUAUCUCGGAAAGGACGUCAUAACGUCACCGAAAUCUCCCUCCGAUGCGCAUCUAAGUCAGAGGUACUACGGUAAGAAGAAAUCUCCCAGCUAUGGUUCACAGAAUGCAGCUUCCCCAAAUUCUGCUACCGAAUACGGUGCUGGAUACGGCAUGGUUCGGUCACCGGAUCUUAGUCCCAGUCCAGAACAUCAAGGCCAUAGUUUCACACGCUACCGACAGCACCCGUACAGUAUCCACCCGACAGUAUCUUCCCCAAGCAGCUAUUCCAGUGUGUCACGAUGUUCGCCAUCUCCCAAUACCAAUGAUUCUGCUAGUUCGCCAUACAGUGGAAAUGCAAAGUAUCGAACAGCCUACCUGGCUUCCGGUGGUUCACCUCCAUCGUCUGCCAAUCCGGCUACGGCAAACUCUCCUCAACACUACUCCCGGCAAUCUCCGCUAAACUUUGCCCGAUCUCCACCUCCUUCGCACCAAGCGAGCUACCCACCGAGCAAUAGUCUUCGAAACAAUGGAAAAGAUUCCUCAUCGUCACCUCGGGCGUCGCCCAAUGUAGAACCCAUCCGGGUACCAGCAACAACUCCCACUUCAUCUAGUUCCACCACUCCUAGCAUCCGGACUGUCCCAAAGAAAACGGCUGCCCUAAGGCAACAAUUCGGGUCACCAUCGUCCUCUCCGUCUACCACUGUCGAUGCCACAAGACGUGAACGUUCCAACUCCAAUGCCUCAUCGACGUCUUCGGAAAUUGCUCGUACGGCUCACUUCAAAAAAGAACUGGACUAUGCCGAACGGUCCUCCGCUUCCGAUGUAGUCGAUGGACCACAUCCCGCCCUCUCCACUUCUCAGCCCAAUCCAGUGAUACGCCCGAGUACGGUGAUCGCAUCUCCAACUCCUCACCAUCCGGUACCGAAUCCGUUCUAUAUGUACCCACCGCAGAUAGCCGCAUCGUUACUAGCUGCCCAGCAGUCCAGUGCUGUUCCCUUCCUGCCGGCAUCGCCGCUCACAUCGUACUAUCAGCAUAUGUACAACCAGGCAGCCGUGGCCGCGGCGUAUCGAAAUCCCCUCUGGAUGCACUACCAAGGUAUAUCGCCGCAUGCAGCUGCAGCUGCUGCCGCUGCGGCGGCCGUAUCUCCACCCAGCGCACCCCAACUUCCGCCUAGUAGUCACUCCAGCAGCAGCAGUUCCCGAGACGCACAACAACAACGAGAUUCCAAUCGAAUACAUUCCGCAGCUGCUGCUACUGCAGCCAUGACUGGUCACAAUAACGGCAUCAGCAGCAGCAGCAGCAGCAACACCAACAACAGCAACAACAACGGUAGUAGUUCUUCCCCAUCGCCGGCCGCUGUUGCGCUGAACUACAGUGCAGCGGCACUUGCAGCCUCCUCCCAUCAUCCGCACCAUCCAAUGGCGCACCAUAGCCUGGCGACAGGACCGUGGAGCGUGCCGCAGCAUGACGCAUCGGUGUCAUCUGCGGCGUCGAUGGCGUCAGCCGCCAAGGAUGACCUCGGAGCAGAUGUUCCUCUCAACUUGUCGAAGCACUAGAACCAGGCGUCGAUGCUCGAGCAGUGAUGUGAAAGGCUUCGGGGGGAAAAGUAGAAACGGUUCAGUAACUGCAUCAGUUACCUCAGAGGCGAUGCGAUCUAAGUUGCAACAGGAAACUACGCCUAGCGUACCUUACGAAACAAACGAAACAAAACUCAGUCAUUGCAUGAUCGUCGUCACCGUGUCCAGUAUGUUCAUGUAAGUGUGAUUUGUGGCUUUUGGAAAUCGCCUUAUCAGAAAAGAAAAAAAAAAUCUAAAACAAAGAAAACGAAAAUAGAAUGCAACAGGAGAGAACACCGUCUAUUUUGUGUAUAUUUAUCGGAGAACGUGAACAAAAAAUCGAACUAGCUGUAUGCUUUUUAGUGUUGGUGUGAUUCCGCAUUGAAUACAUAUGUACAUCGUUUUUAAGAGCCUAUAUAUAUAUUUGAAGUGAAGAGAACAAGAGACAUUUUGGAGAAGGGUCCAGACUACAAAAAAUUAACAAAAAACCCAAGGUUUACACUAUUUUCCGCAGAUAAGGAAGACAAACAAGAAGAAAACUAUUUUUGCUAAAAGUUGUAAUAAAUUAUUGAAAAAAAAAGAAAUAUGGAGAAACUAUAUACAUGUAACAUAUAUACACGCAUCUACAUAUACACGUACAGAAAUAUUAUAUAUACAAAAAAGGAAAAAAAUUAAAACACAAAAAAGAAUGGUUUUUAUUCGGUACAUUUUAGUACUGAAACUAUUUCACUUUUCGAAAGUGCUUGGAGAACGUAUUUUAUGACGUCCUGAGAGAAGCGAGUCAAUUCUCAGCAAAAA